UGGCGGUGGACCAGGAGAUCUCAGACGGACACUUCAACUUCAGGCCGAUACUAACGAAGCUCACCCCCCAGUGCUGAACUUCUCGUCCCUUCAAAACCACUGUACUGUACAGAAGGGAAGACUGAAAACCCAAUUCACUUCCCUUUCUCUCUCGAACGCCAUAGAUACGCAAAAUGGCGUCGUUUGCUCUCACAUCAUCUUCUCUUUCUUUCAGUUCCCUCCCUUGUCUCAAAUCCCGCUCUUUAUCCCACCUAAGCUCCACCUCACAAAACCCCCUCCCUUCUCGUCCAAAUCUCCCUAAACUCUCUGCUGUCUCUCCCUUACUUCCAAAAUUAUCCAAAUCUAGCGUCACAUCGACGACGCGGAGAAUCUCUAACUUCGCAGUUAAAGCCUUGUCAGCAUCAUCCUCCCCUACAUCAAUUACACGAGCCUCACCACCAUGGCAAGGAGCUGCAAUGAAACCGUUACUAGCAUCAAUCGCGACAGGUGUCAUUCUCUGGUUCGUUCCUGUUCCCGCGGGAGUUACGAAACCAGCAUGGCAACUGCUCGCAAUUUUUCUUGCUACAAUAGUCGGAAUCAUCACGCAACCUUUACCGCUCGGCGCUGUAGCUUUGAUGGGUUUAGGCGCUUCAGUUCUAACAAAAACCCUCCCUUUCUCCGCGGCUUUUUCCGCAUUUGGUGAUCCAAUCCCUUGGUUGAUCGCACUCGCGUUCUUUUUCGCUCGUGGAUUUAUCAAAACAGGGCUUGGUAACCGAAUUGCGUAUCAAUUCGUGUCUCUGUUCGGGUCUUCUUCGUUAGGGUUAGGUUAUAGUCUGGUUUUUAGUGAAGCUUUAUUAGCACCGGCGAUUCCUUCUGUUUCUGCACGAGCAGGAGGGAUUUUUUUGCCGUUGGUGAAGUCGCUUUGUGUUGCUUGUGGAAGCAAUGUUGGUGAUGGAACAGAGCAUAAGCUUGGUUCAUGGUUAAUGUUAACUUGUUUCCAGACAUCAGUGAUUUCGUCUUCCAUGUUUUUGACAGCUAUGGCUGCGAACCCUUUGAGUGCUACUUUGACAUUCAAUACGAUUCAGCAGACUAUUGGGUGGACGGACUGGGCUAAGGCUGCAAUUGUGCCUGGGUUGAUUUCAUUGAUUGUUGUUCCGUUGAUUUUGUAUUUAAUUUAUCCGCCAACCGUGAAGUCCAGUCCUGAUGCUCCUAAAUUGGCUAGGGAGAAGUUGGAGAAGAUGGGACCCAUGACUACUAAUGAGAUUGUUAUGGCUGGCACUCUGCUUCUCACGGUGGGACUUUGGAUUUUCGGAGGGAUGCUGAAUGUGGAUGCUGUUACUGCUGCUAUUCUUGGAUUGUCUGUCCUCCUUGUCACUGGUGUAGUGACAUGGAAGGAGUGCUUAGCCGAAGCAGUUGCCUGGGAUACCCUGACAUGGUUUGCGGCCCUCAUUGCCAUGGCUGGGUAUCUCAACAAAUAUGGUCUCAUCUCCUGGUUCAGCCAAACUGUAGUUAAGUUCGUUGGUGGACUUGGUCUAUCGUGGCAGCUAUCUUUUGGCAUUUUGGUCCUUCUCUACUUCUACUCCCACUACUUCUUUGCCAGUGGAGCUGCUCACAUUGGUGCCAUGUUUACAGCAUUCCUGUCUGUUGCCAGUGCUCUGGGUACCCCUCCAUAUUUUGGAGCCAUCGUUCUUGCCUUCCUUUCUAACCUCAUGGGCGGCCUUACACACUAUGGAAUUGGAUCCGCACCUAUUUUCUAUGGUGCCAACUAUGUACCUCUGGCCAAAUGGUGGGGCUAUGGGCUCCUCAUAUCUGUUGUCAACAUUAUUAUCUGGCUUGGGGUUGGAGGAGUUUGGUGGAAGGCCAUUGGCUUGUGGUAGUAGGGAGCUGAUCAUGAAAAUUCGCCGACCCAAAACUUGUGGUAUCACAAUUCCUCAGAAGCGACUUUCACAUCUUGAUUUGCUGUCUGGUGAAAGGCUUGUAGUUUUUGUUCUGAAUCUUUUUCAUAGAAAUAAUCUUUUGGUGGCCUUGGUGGAGACCUCUGUUAGAAAGAUGGUAUACGCUUAGUCAUAUUGUAGCAGAAAUUAUAACCUGUACCUGAAAUUGUGACAAGGCGUAACAACUGCCUGGAAUUCAUUACAGAGCAAUCCUGAUGCCUGAAUAUAUUCUCUCCGUCUCUAUACAUAGUUUCUUGGUGGCAUGAGGAAGGGAUGAUCAUGGAGACGUGCUCGUUCGCUUGGUAAUUUACCUUCUUACGUUUUUCUUUUCUUUUUCUUGGCAAAGUGGUUGGAAUUUUACUUGAAGAUUAUGAUUGCCGUGGAGGUGUUAAAUCCCAUUACAACCUUCUUAUUUCCCAUAAAUGUGUUGGUUGUCCAUAA
Populus euphratica (Euphrates poplar) is the source of this 2354-nucleotide messenger RNA. Its product is annotated as dicarboxylate transporter 1, chloroplastic-like. The transcript is spliced from 3 exons. NCBI's taxonomy places the organism in Eukaryota, Viridiplantae, Streptophyta, Magnoliopsida, Malpighiales, Salicaceae. The coding region runs from base 174 to 1856 and encodes 560 amino acids. Gene Ontology annotation, cellular component: membrane. The record is from RefSeq and is a predicted model, not a curated record. Gene Ontology annotation, biological process: transmembrane transport. Gene Ontology annotation, molecular function: transmembrane transporter activity.